UCGUGAUAGACUGUUGUUUUAGAAUAAUGGCAAAAAUAGUGAUUACAAUAAUAUUAACAUUUUGGAUUUAUUUCAUUCAAAGUGAAGUGGUGAAGCGCUCCGCAUGCAAACACAACGAGAUGCAAGUGGAAUGCGCACAUUGCGGCCCCAAGACCUGCGAUGACCUAGGAUACCCGACCCCGUGUUCCGGAGCCACGGGGAUAUGCAAGCCGGAAUGCGUGUGCGUCGAUGGUUAUGUCAGGGACAUUAAUGGCACUUGCAUACCGAAGGACGAAUGCCCGAGUUGCGGUGGCGAUGUGAAUGCCACAGAUGGUUGCGGUAACCAUUGCGGCAACACUUGCUCGGAUUACAAAGAAGUCAACAAGACUUGCCUGACCGGCUGUAGGUACAACAGCUGUGACUGCAAAACUGGCUACGUUUACCACGAGGAGUUACGGAAAUGCAUCUUACCUGAUGACUGUUGAAAUUCACACUAUCAUGUCGGAGUUGCGAAAUGGAACACAAGACUGAAAACCUACAAUUAUGCAUCGAAUGAAAUCGGUUUGAACAAAAAUAAAAUUAAAUCACACAUUCAUUCUUAUU
Amyelois transitella is the source of this 582-nucleotide messenger RNA. RefSeq names its product venom peptide BmKAPI. The transcript has 4 exons. NCBI's taxonomy places the organism in Eukaryota, Metazoa, Arthropoda, Insecta, Lepidoptera, Pyralidae. The record is from RefSeq and is a predicted model, not a curated record. The coding region runs from base 27 to 464 and encodes 145 amino acids.